AUGCCCAGAUUGGAGGCGACCCUGGACCGCAUGAGGGAGUACGGCAUUCGAGGCUCCGCGGUGACCUAUGGCACCAUCGUCAAGGCAUAUGGACGAGCUGGCAACAUUGAUCGAGUGCUGCAGGCGUGGGAAGAGAUGCAAGCGGAGGGCUUGGAAGCCAAUGCUGUGACCUAUGGCUGCAUGUUGGAUGCCUGCGUGAAGUGCGGGCACCUCGAGAAGGCCUUACACAUCUUCGCCAUCAUGAAGCAGCGAGGCCUGCAUCGAAAUACCAUCCUCUAUGCCACUCUCAUCAAGGGCUUUGCCAAGUCAAAGGAUCCCUUGGCGGCGAAGAACUUGUACCGCGAGAUGCGCUCCGAGCGCGUGCCGUGCAAUGUGGUGGUCUUCAACAGCCUCAUCGACGCCUGCGUUCGCGCCUGUGACUUGCAGGGGGCCGGUGAGGUGCUGCAGGAGAUGACAGCCACCAAUGUUCGUCCCGAUCUGAUCACGUUUAGCACCCUCAUCAAGGGCUACUGCAGCAAUGGUGAGCUCUCCAAGGCGAUGCGACUGCAGGAAGAGCUUCAAGCACGACAACUGGAAUGCGACGAAAUCGUCUACAACUCCCUGUUGGAGGGCUGUGUCAAGGCUGGGGACCUGCAGCUGGGGCUGCGGAUGUUCUCCGAGAUGCGACAGAAACACGUGCGCCCCAGCGCGGUCACCUUCUCGAUCUUGGUGAAGGUGGGGGAAUCCAUGGGGAGCAGAUGA
This is a messenger RNA of Cladocopium goreaui, 741 nucleotides long. The record is from the annotation of a GenBank genome assembly. Lineage: Eukaryota; Dinophyceae; Suessiales; Symbiodiniaceae.